This is a messenger RNA of Letharia columbiana, 849 nucleotides long. RefSeq lists its product as uncharacterized. NCBI's taxonomy places the organism in Eukaryota, Fungi, Ascomycota, Lecanoromycetes, Lecanorales, Parmeliaceae. The transcript has a single exon. The coding region runs from base 1 to 849 and encodes 282 amino acids. The record is from RefSeq and is a predicted model, not a curated record.
AUGCAAGUCAUGUGCGGGUCCCUGAUUCGCCAUGUCAAAAACAGUCAGAAGAUGCCGAAGCAGCCCGAGACACAAAACCGCUGGUUCACGCUACCUCGUGAGAUACGUGAUAUGGUCUACCGUGAGGUUCUAUGUAAAAAAUACUUGGUCCAAUGGUCAGCGAGGUGGAAAAGGGGAAAGGCUGUGUUUAACGACGAUAGACCUUUAUUCUGGUUUAGGGGCAGACACUGGUCCUGGAGAGGACUCUUCUGGAUGAUUAAGAGACCACUGUUCUGGGCCGACAUUGCUCUACUCUUGACGUCACAAGCCAUCAGUCAGGAAGCAAUCGACAUCAUGUAUGAAGGAAGCUCGUUCUGCGUUUAUUUGGGGCAGCAAUCGAUACGAUGGUACCGCAUGACCCCGUUACCCCCUCAGCAACUGUUGGCUCGUAUGCAAAAUUUCGAGAUCGGAAUGUGCGUGUGUGACACCCUGGACCGCACAGCAAGCGAGACCUGGUUCAAGAAUUUCGACGGCAGUCACACCAUGCGCAACACCUGCCGCAUUUCGUUUCCCUGCUACUACUGCCUACUCGAGUUAUACGACGAUCAUGCACUCUUUUCACGAGCCUGUCGGUCUCUCGUUGGCUUCAAGGCAGUGACCAUCACGCUUCAGCUCCCCUGUGCACAUGCAGACUUAGAGGAAGAAUUGUCAGAACUCUGUAAUUCGAUGAGGGAAGGUUUCAAGACGGCGUUGGAACCUGACCUUGGGCCUGGCCGUUGCUACGAUGUUGAGCACGCUUUCUUUCUGGAGUUCCAUCCUCGCAAGUAUCUCGAAGAUGUUCAGGCAGUUCUGCCAACGUCGGCAGGGUGA